This is a messenger RNA of Myripristis murdjan (pinecone soldierfish), 1346 nucleotides long. Its product is annotated as protein C19orf12 homolog. The transcript has 4 exons. NCBI's taxonomy places the organism in Eukaryota, Metazoa, Chordata, Actinopteri, Holocentriformes, Holocentridae. The record is from RefSeq and is a predicted model, not a curated record. Bases 391 to 816 code for a protein of 141 amino acids.
UCACCGCGUUUUAACCAAUGAGGCGGGGCGUGUGUGGCUGAAAUUCCAACCCGGAACCGGAGGAAGCGCAGGACGUAAACAUAAGAGGUUGGACCGCAGGAGUGAACCAUCUCGUGUCGUAGAGACUCUCUGAUUCCAGCCCGUUGAACAGGAAGUACCGUCCUCCCGUCGUUCUUUGCGACCGAGCCCUAACUCAUCGGACGGGUCUGUUCAGGAUGUGGAAACGAAACUAUCUUUUGUUUUAAGUUCAGUCGAGGCGGCUGACGAUAAAACCCGUGUGGAAGAAACAUCGGAGCAUCAGCAGCAUCAGCACCGAGGGACGCCCGCAGCCCCCCGCCUGAAGUCCCGGUCAGCACCGCGCAGAGAUCCGCACAGCACCUUGAUGCAGCGAUGCCUCCUCGGAUGGAUGAUGUCAUGCGUCUGUGCUGUGACAUAUCGGCUCACCACCAGAUAAAGGCUGCAGUGAAGAGCUCGGCCAAAGGAGCCAUGGUGGCAGGAGGGACGGCAUUCGUAGGCGGGCUGCUCGGCGGGCCUCCAGGAAUCGCUGUCGGCGGUGCGGUGGGCGGUCUGCUGGGCAGCUGGCUGACCAGCGGCCAGUUCAAACCUCUGCCUCAGAUCCUGAUGGAGCUGCCGCCCAGCCAGCAGCAGAAGCUCUACUCAGACAUCAUGGCCAUCUUGGGCAACCUGGACUGGACCGACGUGGCCCAGCUCAUCGCCCUGGUGAUGGGCAAUGCCACGCUGCAGCAGCAGGUCACUGCUGCGUUGCUAAACUACGUCACCAAGGAGCUGAGGGCUGAGGUGCGUUACGGAGACUGACAGGAGUUUGUCUUACUGACAGGAGGAAGUGCAUCUUUGCUAACACCUGCCGCUGCAAUUUGUCCAGUCCUUAACUGACUUACAGUGAGACUGACAGCUGCACAGAGCCUAUUUAUGGUUGAACUUUUGCAACUUUUUUAUUCACCAAAGUUAGUUUUCAUGAACCAGAAGUGCCUAAAAUAUGUGAAUGUUUCACUUUCAAGACCAUUUGAUAUACAACUGACAUGAUUUAUAGUUUCCCAUGGCUUAAUGUGUCUCUUUUAUGAUGACCAAUCACUGCAAGUUUCUUUGUAAGGACUUAUAUUGUGUCUGUGUUACACAUUACAAGUUCUUAGUGACCUGAGCCGCAAAACUCUCCUUAUCAUCACAGGCAAAUGUCAUCAUCACAAUCAGCUGUCUAUUUUUAUCCUGGUAGAUAUUGUCCCUGGAAAAUAAGCUGUUUUGGAUAAGAAUGUGUACUGUCUUGUCAUACCUCAUGCUGCAACCACUUUGGUUAUGAAUUGGAAAUUAAAAGUGUUAAAGCUGCUGCA